This is a messenger RNA of Xyrauchen texanus (razorback sucker), 4175 nucleotides long. RefSeq names its product protein CLN8-like. Gene Ontology annotation, cellular component: endoplasmic reticulum; membrane. Gene Ontology annotation, biological process: lipid homeostasis. The transcript has 4 exons. NCBI's taxonomy places the organism in Eukaryota, Metazoa, Chordata, Actinopteri, Cypriniformes, Catostomidae. Bases 228 to 1100 code for a protein of 290 amino acids. The record is from RefSeq and is a predicted model, not a curated record.
CUCGCAAAUGCCGCUGUGUUGAUGAAGGUAAAGGACACGCUUGAUAGCUCUACGAGAUCUUUAGAUUUUGAAACGAUGGAUGUAAUGUGUUUCGUGGAAACAAAGCGAAAACCGAAUCCUUCGGUCUGAGUCUACUUAAGGCUUGUAAUUGGUUUUAGAUGAGACCUGGCAGUGGCAUAUAACGGAAGAACACUGCUGUAACAUUCUUUCAUGCAAAGAACGGAGCAAUGUCCUCCUCGCCAGAUAAUUUAAUACCACCAGCCAUGGGUCACAACUUAAGCAUGGACUACUCUUUUCAGAACAUUCGUCUGAAGAUCAUCAGCCUGGGCUUCAUCUUCUACACCCUCAUCUUUCUCUUCUUCCACGUCAUAUCUAAACUGCUAUUUCUUACUUACCGGUCGCUGUCUGCCAAAGAAAAGGUCUUCUGGGAUUUAGCUGCAACACGGGCAGUGUUUGGCAUCCAGAGCAUGGUGGCGGGACUUCGAGCACUCCUGGAGGACUCUGCUGUCUAUUCAGAUAAGAUUCUUGGGCAGGAAAACUGGUCUUGGUUUAACGUGCUGACUGCUACUGGGUUCUUCCUGUUUGAAAAUAUGGCCCUACAUGCAUCCAAUGUGGCGUUCCGGUCCUUUGACCUGCCGUUAGCUGUGCACCACUUCUUUGCUCUGUUAGGGUUUGUGGGGGCAGUCAUGUGUGACUGGCUGGGUCAUUUUCUCCCAAUGGUGACCCUGCUGCUCGAGAUGAGCACCCCCUUCACCUGCAUCUCCUGGAUGUUGCUUAAGGCGGGCUGGUCAAAGACUCUGUUUUGGAAAGCUAACCAGUGGAUUAUGAUCCAUAUGUUUCACUGCCGGAUGGUUCUUACCUACUAUAUGUGGUUGGUGAGUUGGAAUCAUUGGGAGGAGAUGAAUACCCACAUUCCAUUGGCUCAGAGACUACUAUUCUUUACAGGUCUCUUCCUGCUUACCUUCUUUCUCAACCCUAUUUGGACACACAAGAAAACCAUGCAGCUUCUCAAUCCUGUGGACUGGAACUUUGGUAACAAACUUGCACCAGAAAAUGGACCAAUCGAAGAUCAGGCACAAUGCAAGCCCCAUGCCAGCUAAUCAAUUGAAAGGGCUAGAUCUAAUGGGAAAUGCAGUCUAGAGAGGAGAUGUGGAUGGGGUCACUGUUAUGAACUAUUUAGUGCAGUUGAGUUGGUUUUAGUGAGCAUUGCUUAAAGGUUGAAACAUUUUAGGUUUAGCGCUUUAACUACUGCAAUUGUAUUUUUUUGUGACCGCACAGAUAUGUAAAGGCGCAUUUAUUUCAGUUUGGUUUUUGUAUUUCAAGUAGCUAUAGCGCUUUGUAUCGACAUAGCCCUAUCAAAAAUGAUCAAAUAUCGAUAUAUUGUGAUUCUAUUUCUCACGAUAUUGUAUUGAUACUUUAUGUCCAUGUAUCGAUAUUUGUAUUCAACAAGUAAUGCAUUCACAUAAUUUCCAGUACUUCAAUAGAGAAUAGCAGGUCGUCUAUAUAAGUGCAAACCCAUAGAGCCGUUCAUCCGUGCAGUCAGAGAUGUGUGUGUAUGGAGCACAGAGCCACUCUGAAACCUCAUGUGUAAAACAAUGAUACCGUUUACAUGUGUUUAAAAAAGCACUAUAUACAAACAGCCAUGCACAUGCACGAUGAGACAAUUUAUUUAUUUUAUUAAUCAUAGCCUUCGUGGUUUGAAAAUCGUACUGGAUCAUGUCUUGAUUUUAUUUUGGUUAAUCAUUCAGCCUUAGUUAUUAAAUUCUCGUUGCUACAUUUGCCAAUGGCUACGUUUACACGCACCCUCAUAAUGUGAUUAUAAUGCGAUUAAGGCAAUAUUGCAAUUAAACUGUAGCUCAUGUUAACAGUGUAUUGCAAUUAUGAUAUUGCUAUUAUGCUCCUAUGAAAUUACUCUGUGAACCGAUUCGUUUUAGUGAAUCAAAACAGACUAUUUUAAUAAAUAGUUCAAAAAGAUUCACAAACUGACUGAAUAAUAUUCCUUAUGCCAAGCUGUAUUUAAAGAGAAAUAUUUGCGACAAGUUGUUUUAUGUAAUAAAUAUUAAUUUAUAAAAAAGCAUUAAAACAUCACCUGUCUCAGUAAAUAAUCAGAGUAAUGUCAAGUAUUAUGUAAACAGGAUUGAAGUGGUUGGCUCAAAUCAUGUAAACAUCUUAAUCUAAUUAUUCCUUAUACUCUAAUUAUUGCAAUAAUGAGAUUAUUGUGUACAUUUAAACGUAGCCAAUGUGAAAGGUCCUGUAAAUACCAUAAGUUCCGUUAUAAUUAAAUUUCCUGUUUAUCUUGCGUUGGGCAUCCUGAAAAGCUUUUUAUGUUUGUUUGAGUUUUGAGUAGCUUGAGUCUCUUCUCUUUUAAACAUUAACAGUGUGUGCUGCACAAUGUUUGUCAGGCUUUGAGAUCCUUGUCUGUGUUUUCAGUUCACUGCAAGUUUGGAUCUAAUCUUAGUUGGCUCAUAAUUGUUACUCCCAGUCCUUCAGUGUCGCGUGAUAAAGCCCUGACUGCAUCAUGACUGAACAUGAUCUCUCUACUUUACUAAAACAUCAGUUUGAAACCAUCAGACCUUGAUUUUGGUUUCCUUUGACUAAAGGUUUUUCUUUUACAAGUACUGUGUACAGUUGUUUAAUAGCUGAAGGCUCUGUGUGGUGAGGCAUUGACUUUCUCUGAACUGUGUGGAUGCUUGACUGGACUCUUUGUCUUCUGCAUAAACAGGAUUUCAUCUGACUGGAAGUGAUUUAUCUAUGUAAAAUGGAAUGUGUGUGUGCCAGGGAGGGAGAAAGGAUGACAAAGAAGCUUUUUUACAUUGUUUUGAUUCAUUUUGAGUAGUACUAAUAUCUAGAGAUUUUGAUUUCUUUGGUUUAUGUUUAUGAGCAAAAGCAACAUCAAAUAUUAAUGACAUAUAACAUAUAUAAAUAUACAGUCGAUGCAAUACAUGGCAUGGUGCCAUACUAUUGUACAUGUAUAAAUACAUAAACACAAGCAUAUAUACAGUACUGAACAUACAACAACUAGGUAUGAAGGAAUGAUGAAAACUACACAUGCAGCAUCUUUAUGCUUUAUCUUUGCAAUAGCCUUAGUUAAUGUGAGGAUGAGGAGGUGGUAUUGCCUGAAAGCAACAGGUGGAAUAAAGCCACUGGCUGAAAGGGCUCUAACACAAACAAGGGAAUGGAGAAUUGUUCAUCAUUGCCUCAGUUUUGUGAUCAUCCUAUUGCCUGUCCCUGCUAGGUUAAAUCUGGUAAUGGAUUUUGCCAUCUUAAUCAUUUUGAUCAGAUGCUUGAAUUCGUCUUGGCUACUGAAUUAGUAGCAUAUCUCAAAAAUCAACAACAAUCUGGGCACUUGUUGAAAGACCUGAGCUUCCAAAUGUGAAGCCUGCUCUGGUCUCUCUGCUACAGUGUAACUAUGUAUCCAGCCGAAGGUAUUAAUACGAAUUUUAUUGACAAAACAUAAUUAUGAAGGAAUUUAUUUAUAACAGAACUGCUUUUUAAAAGUUUGUAAUCACUUGAAUAUAUUAUUGAUUGCAGUGCUAGUGUUAAAUCCACUGAUAUCAGCUGCUGCUAAAAUACAUCGACUUUGGUUUCAGUUGUGUGUUUUCACUCUUGCAGCACAAUUUCUGGCUUAAAUGGACCUUUCAAGUUUUUGUUAGCCUGUCUUGUCACAGAGUGAGUCAAAAAAGCUGACUUGUAUAAAUUCAAUGUUUGUGUCAGAAACAGUCAACAGGGCCAUCGGGGUCUGUGAGCUAUUUAAGUAUGACUACACUCUGAAUGAGAACAAAAUAUGACAUGAAUAUGUCUCUCUUUUAAGUUAGCAAGUAUUUAUUAAGUUAAAGUCAGUGAUUUUUUUUUUUUUUUUUUUGUAUGAAUUCCUGUUACAAUUCAUAUUUGAUUUGAACCUCUGGGCUUUAAUACCGUUAAGCCAUAACAAAAAAAACUGUCCUUGUGUUUUCACAAUGUAUUGUCUGGCAAUCUGUUGAACUGUAUAUUUAAAUAGUAACCAACAGCAGUGAUUAUUUAAUACACAAUUCAAUUUAAGUUAUUACACUUGCAAGAAAAUGCUUUUGUUUGAAUAGAUUUUGACAUGAAAUUCAAUAUUCAAAGCUCUUAAACUAUUGUGAUGUUAUUCGGUAUUUUGGGGCGUAACUGGAAGAGAAGUAAUAAAAGAGUUUUAC